Molecule: messenger RNA, 557 nt
Organism: Cyprinus carpio (common carp)
Lineage: Eukaryota; Metazoa; Chordata; Actinopteri; Cypriniformes; Cyprinidae
Gene: mrpl4
Product: 39S ribosomal protein L4, mitochondrial-like
Exons: 5
Coding region: 88-513 (141 amino acids)
Biological process (GO): translation
Cellular component (GO): ribosome
Molecular function (GO): structural constituent of ribosome
Source: RefSeq, a predicted model, not a curated record
GCAGGAAACCGUGGAAACAGAAAGGAAGCGGCCGAGCACGGCAUGGAAGCAUUCGUUCUCCACUAUGGAGAGGAGGAGGAGUAGCUCAUGGUCCACGGGGACCAAACCAGCUAUUAUUACAUGUUGCCCAUGAAGGUGCGAGUGCAAGGGCUGAAAAUCGCCCUAACUGCCAAACUGGCUCAGGAUUACCUUCAUAUUGUGGACUCACUGGAGAUUCCCACUCCAGACCCCCACUACCUCCUGGAGCUGGUCAAACACAGGCAGUGGGGGGAUUCAGUCCUCAUCGUUGAUGUAGGCGAUGAAUUCCCUCAGAACAUUCUUAAGGCGACUGAAGAUCUGAAAACAGUGAAUAUCAUUCCAGCCAUAGGUCUGAACGUCCACAGCAUGUUGAAACACGAGAGUCUGGUUCUCACUCUGGAGGCUGUAAAAUUUCUUGAAAAGAAGCUUCUUUGGCAUGAUGUGCGCUACACUCCCCUGUAUCCCUUCAAACUCCCAUACCGUGACAUGCCAUGAACACAGCACAGACUUCAAAGUAUUAAAAUGUUUAUUUCAUAAAA